This is a messenger RNA of Schistocerca americana (American grasshopper), 1928 nucleotides long. Its product is annotated as glycine-rich cell wall structural protein 1.0-like. Bases 103 to 1164 code for a protein of 353 amino acids. The record is from RefSeq and is a predicted model, not a curated record. The transcript has 9 exons. Lineage: Eukaryota; Metazoa; Arthropoda; Insecta; Orthoptera; Acrididae.
AAGGGAGCGCGUUCAUUCUCGAUAACGCCAGCGGUAUUAACUGAACGGUGUACGUGUGGAAGAUCCAUUUUGAUUUUGGAGGAAAGCGCGAAGAAGAGUAGAAUGGAAGAUGUUCCAAGGGGUGGCUUUGGAGGUGGAAGAGGUCGUGGUCGGGGUGGCCCUGGUAGAGGUGGACCACCACGAGGAAGGGGUGGAUACGGUGACGGCAUGAGAGGUUCAAGUCGUGGAAGAGGAAUGAUGCGCGGCGGACCCCCGAGUCGAGGUGGCAGGGGAGGACCUCCCUCAAGGGGGGGUAGUAGUAUGGGCCGUGGUGGAGCAGAUCAUGGAGGAGGUAGUGGUGGAUUCACACCAGGGAGGGGCAGAGGUGGUAUGGGAACAAGAGGCCGUGGUGAAUUCGGUUCUAGAGGUGGUGGUGAUGGAAGAGGAACUUUUACAAGAGGAAGAGGUAGAGGAAUGGACCGCGGUGGACGAGGACGUGGUGGCUUUGAUAGGGGUGAUAGAGGUGGGAGAGGAGGUGGUGACAGGUAUGGUGGACCUCCAGGUAAGAGAGGAGGUAUGAGCCAAGGAGGCCCAACACCAAAGCGUGGCAGAUUUGAUGGAGGUCCAGGGGCUAAUGGAUACAUGACACAUCCUCCAAGCUAUGGCGGUUAUGAAUCUCAAGUGUUACCAACGUCCAAUAACUAUUCAUCACCCAGUGCUUCAUAUUAUGGGGGAGAUCCAAAUGCUUAUCAGCCCCAGUCAUUCCCGCCUGAGCACGGUUCUGCUCAUUAUGAUGCUCCAGUAAAUGAACCACCUGCAUAUGGUGCACCACCAUAUGGGCCAGGGUCAGGUUCAAAUCAGUCAUAUGGGGGUGGCUAUACAAGCUCAGGCUAUGAUGGCGGAGAUUAUGCAUAUAAUGCUCCACCACCAGAUACACGAACAGGUUAUGGUGCUCCUCCCCCAGCACCUUCUGGUGGCUAUUCAGCAGCACCACCAGAGCCGUAUCCAUCCUACAACAAACCAGCACCAGCUCAUGAUGCUUAUGGUGGUGGUUACAGCAGUGGUGCUGGAUACAACACUGCAUCUGGUUAUGAUGAUAGAGGAUAUUCAACAGGUGCUUACGGUGGCAGUUCUGCUGGCUAUGGCCAAUCACGUGAUUAUGGCGGUCAGUCACGCCGCUACUAAGAACAAACAAAAUGACUCAGUGUACUGUUAUGGCCCUUAACCUGAUAAUGGUGUGAUUAGUGAGGCCAUUGAGUAUCUGAUUUCUUGCAACUUUGUGGUGUCCCUAACAAAAGUGAUGUUUAAAGUAGCACCUUACAGUUUUAAGACUUUCUUGCUAUUUUAAUGAAAGGAAGAUCUGAACUGAUUACCCCAUAGGUUCUACAGUUUCUUUAAUUAAUGUAGAGUUGUGGUUUCUAGUGCAGCAUACUUCAAGAAAUGUGUAGAUUGUGGGUAUUUCUUCUUACUGCAAGGUGUCUUUUAGAUUAUACAUGUAUAAGAGUAACUGUGGCAUGACAGAUGCCAGUAGUAAUUUAUUUCGAAGAUUUUUACUUAGUUCUUGGCACACAAAAUUUAUACACACUUUUUUUCUUUCACUUGACUGUUGGCCUGCAUUUGUAUCAUAAGUAAAUUAUCAGAAUGACAGUUAACAGUUCUGUUAUAUAGUGGAGUAAUGUCAGAUGGUAUUUGGAAUUUGUUGAAUUCCAUGUUUCAUAGCCGCCUUUAAACAUUGUAAUGAACAUGACAACAUUCCAGCAGUUUUUGUAUUUAUUUUUGAAGAACAGCUUGUCAGCAGUUACAGAUAAAAGGACAACGAAAAGGAUUAUUUGAGACAGUGGUUUUAUUACUUGACAGUUAAUAGAUCUGUUGAUUUGUUUGUAUCUAAAAAUGUUCAUGUUCAGUAAUUAAAUCAAUAAAACAAAAAUGACAUACUAAUAACAAAAUGA